CAUGCAGGGUUACCCGAGACCAAGUCCUUUUCCCCUGUGACUUUGCUGAUGUGCUGCAAUGCGGUUUUUGCCGCCAAAGGGAGCGAGAUCACAACCCUAGCAUUUCUAGACUAAAGCAGAAGCCAUGUAAAGAAAUUUGGGGGUUGUUUAAGAGGCUGUAUGUGCACACGCGUGUUCUCGGUAUGCUGGGCAUGCAGACUGAUGUAAACGGGGAGGGGGGGCAAAUCAGCCUCUGGGCACAGAUGCUCAGGAGCCCAGGUGCGGGGCAGGAGCAUCCUCAAGGACAUCACUGCCUGGAGGCAGACAGCUUUCGGACCUUUCUCUUCAGCACUUCAUCUUUCCCAGUGCAGCUUCUCCUAUUAGGAGAUUCGUCUGUUGCAUUUUAAAACCCAGCCUUCCUAGUUCUUCGCUGUCUGCUCAGCAUAGGAUGUUGAGAAGCCUGAGACGUCCCUAGCAGCCGGAUCCAUUCUGUCUUAGAAAACCAACUGCUUUGCAAACCCACAGCUUAUCUUUGACACCAUGGAACUGUUUUGAACUUCUUUAAGUUUGAUUUUUUUCUUUUCUACUUAAAAUGUCAGCAAAGUAUGUAGAGUCUUGUUAAGAGAGGGCUUCUGAUUUCUGAGGCUAGCAAGGGCAUCAGAGGACAUGAAAACUUCCCGGCUGAAUUCCAGAUUCAUUUCCAGAAGCAUUUCUCCAAACGUCUGCUCCGUUUAGAAUGCCCUGCAGGAAUCCCUUGAAAAACUGGAAAAUCUGGCUCAAACUUUGAGAGCAAUGGCUGAAAAAGAAAGAUGAACAUCUUGGGGUAGGGCUUGGGGGAGCUUCCUAGGAAAUGAUUGAAGUCUGGCUGAUCUGGCAUUUUCCAUCACAGUUUGGUGUCUUCAUGUGCCGUCCAUCAUCUACUACAGAUCAGAUGGAGUUUAGGAAAACAAGGGAGCCUAGUAAUAAAAGGGUCAAACCCCUUUCCAGAGUCACCUCGCUAGCAAACCUCAUCCCACCUGUGAAGACCACGCCGUUAAAGCGCUUCAGCCAAACCUUGCAGCGGUCCAUCAGUUUCCGCAGCGAGAGCCGCCCUGACAUCCUCGCCCCCAGAGCCUGGUCCAGAAAUGCCACCUCCUCAAGCACAAAGCGGAGGGACAGCAAACUGUGGAGUGAGACCUUUGAUGUGUGUGUCAAUCAGGUGCUUACGGCCAAGGAGAUCAAGCGGCAGGAGGCGAUCUUUGAGCUGUCUCAAGGGGAAGAAGACUUGAUAGAGGACUUGAAAUUAGCAAAGAAGGCCUACCAUGACCCCAUGCUGAAACUCUCGAUAAUGACAGAGCAAGAACUGAAUCAAAUUUUUGGAACCCUGGACUCUCUUAUUCCUCUCCAUGAAGCGCUCCUUAGUCAGCUUCGAGAUGUUCGGAAGCCGGAUGGCUCGACCGAGCAUGUUGGUCCCAUCCUCGUGGGCUGGCUGCCUUGUCUCAGCUCCUAUGACAGCUACUGCAGCAAUCAAGUUGCUGCCAAAGCCCUGCUGGACCACAAAAAGCAAGACCACAGGGUGCAGGAUUUCCUUCAGCGCUGCUUAGAAUCCCCCUUCAGCCGCAAACUCGAUCUCUGGAAUUUCCUUGAUAUUCCCAGGAGCCGUCUAGUGAAAUAUCCUCUGCUCCUUCGAGAAAUCUUGAGGCACACGCCAAAUGAUAAUCCAGAUCAGCAGCACUUGGAAGAAGCUAUAAACAUCAUUCAGGGAAUUGUGGCAGAAAUCAACACCAAGACUGGGGAAUCGGAAUGUCGUUAUUACAAAGAGCGGCUGCUUUACUUGGAAGAAGGCCAGAAAGAUUCCCUAAUUGACAGCUCGAGGGUCCUGUGUUGUCAUGGAGAACUGAAAAAUAACCGGGGUGUGAAACUGCAUGUUUUCCUGUUCCAAGAAGUGCUCGUGAUCACUCGCGCCGUCACUCACAACGAGCAGCUCUGCUACCAGUUGUACCGGCAGCCCAUCCCCGUGAAGGACCUCACGCUGGAAGAUCUGCAGGACGGAGAAGUUCGCCUGGGCGGCUCCCUGCGCGGGGCCUUCAGCAACAACGAGAGAAUUAGAAACUUCUUCAGAGUCAGUUUCAAAAAUGGAUCCCAAAGUCAGAACCACUCGCUACAAGCCAAUGACUCCUUCAACAAACAGCAGUGGCUCAACUGUAUCCGCCAAGCCAAGGAAACAGUUCUGUCUGCUGCUGGGCAGGCUGGGUUGCUUGACUCUGAGGGACUGUUCCUGAGUCCUGGCACUGAAAACAGGGAGCCACAGGGAGAAACAAAACUUGAGCAGAUGGACCAAUCGGACAGUGAGUCAGACUGCAGUAUGGACACCAGUGAAGUCAGCGUUGACUGUGAGAGGAUGGAACAGACAGACUCCUCCUGUGUAAACGGCAGGCCAGAGGAAAGCGUCUGACUGAAGGCUCCGGCCAUGCUAGCAGCAGGCCUCUGUCUUAUCUGUACAGUAUUCGCAUUCCACACACGAACAGUCUGGAGAGGCACUGUGUAAUCCUUCUGUGCCCAGGGUGGCAUACUCUCUUAUGUCUGUUCCCUGCCCCUCGUACUGCAACUGCCAGCCAGUCCGCGUCAGCUGGAAUCUGCGGCAGCCCUUACCCCAUUGCUGUUUCUCACAAGUGUCCGGAUGAGGGGAGAGGAAUCAAACACAUUACUCUGCGUUGUCCUACUUUCAAACCAGAAAUGAUCUCUAAACUACUGUUCUGCGCAUACUGCAUCGACAAGUCCUUUGUCCCAUGCUUCUCCAGCGUUCCCCUAGCUCUUUCACACAGUAGCUGAAGUCCUGGAACUGAGCGAGCUUUGCAGAGAGUUGAGAUGGCGUUCAGAGGGGAGCCAGGAAAGUCUAACCCUUGAAGUGAAGUCAGGUUCCGUGUUAUUCAACCAGAAAACAUGGAAAUAUCCCUGGGGGUUUCCGAGGUUUAAUUUUUGCAAAGAAGGAAGCCUUGUUUGAAGCCUGUGGCUUCAUCCAGUACAAGGUGAAUGUAAGAAGGUGUGAAACAGAAGGUGGCUUUAGAGAGGGCCAACAGAGGCCUGGUGGCACAGGCCUACAAUUCCAGCUCUUGUCUACAUACUGAGUUUCUAAGUCAAACUGAGUUCCAUAGUAAAAACAAAACAAAAAAUGUACCUGUCAGUUCUGAAUAUUCAACGGAAGUGGGGGUGGCUGUGGGAGGUGUUUGUCAUGGCCAGUGUCUUGCCAUAAAGAGCUAUUUCUAAGGACCAGGGAGUGUCUGCCAGGAUUAUGAGACCCCAUCUGCAUCAUGUUUCAUCUUUCUCAGCCACUUUCACUUUAGAGUGGCAAUGAGGGGACACAGAGACUGACUCACAUCAGUGACUCUGUUUACAAACAUGAGGGAAGCAGUUGGGAGUGAGAAAUGUGUCACGGUCACCGAAGCCUCCUGUGGGAACCACAAAGUUGAAGUUGCUGCAUGGGAUCUUGGGAUUUCCUGAUCUGCUUCUGGACCCUGAGCUUGUGUCUCUGGUUCCUGGAUUAUAAUCAGAAUGAGCAUUAAUUCCUCUUAAGGCCAAUUCCAUUAGCUCUGAUUGAUGAGGAUCAGGUAGCCAAACUGGAAAGUUCUGUGUUCCAGCCUUGAUUUACAGAGCAAGGACUUGUAAAAAGACCUUGGGGGAUUGGGUUGGGGGUUGGGUGGAGUUCAUGAAAUACACAGAACAGCUCCCUGCAAGUGUAAAUACUUAGGGGACUUGUACAGAAUUAUACCCACACCAGCACUAGUAGUAAUGAUUCUAAAUUAUUGCCAAAAAGGUUUGUUGUUGUUGAUUUCUGCAUCUAUCAAGUUUACAGAAAAGAAAGCAGCAAAAUGCAAAGUCAUCCCUUUAUUGUGUGCAUGUACCACAGGCACUGAAAGAGGCUGUGUGGCAGGAGCUGCCAAUAGAAAAGCAAGCUAUAUUACAUUAUUAUUUCUCAAAACAGAUCUGUUCUACCCUGUAAAGCAUAUUUCUGUAUUUAUAGAUUUGAACCAUGGUGAAUUUUUUUUCUAUUGCAAGUUUAUUUAAAACCACUUUGUUUCUCAAGUUGCUGAUUUAGCGCAUGAGCCUGCUGCAGACAGUGGAAAGCUGAGGCAGGACACUGGACGGUGGAGAAAAGCCUCAACUGUUUUCUCUAGAGCUGCUGGCCACUGUGGCCAAUGAGUUGAGAAAAGGUCUCUGUCUGUCAGGGUCAGCCUGUUGGAAGAGAGUGGAUGAGUGUUUUGGUGAAAUGAGACUUUUGUAUAAUGGCCUUAAACUUUUCUGGAAGCAUUUCAAAUAAAUUGCAUUAAAAAUA
This is a messenger RNA of Meriones unguiculatus (Mongolian gerbil), 4291 nucleotides long. RefSeq names its product Rho guanine nucleotide exchange factor 3 (gene Arhgef3). Gene Ontology annotation, molecular function: guanyl-nucleotide exchange factor activity. The coding region runs from base 830 to 2413 and encodes 527 amino acids. Lineage: Eukaryota; Metazoa; Chordata; Mammalia; Rodentia; Muridae. Gene Ontology annotation, biological process: intracellular signal transduction; positive regulation of Rho protein signal transduction. The transcript is spliced from 10 exons. The record is from RefSeq and is a predicted model, not a curated record.